CUCCUGUCCGGGGUCGGCUGAUCUACAACUAAUCAGAGUCCAAUAUGGCGGGGGUUGUUUUGGAAACCCUGAACAUCCGCAAACUAAUUGCCUUCGGCGCUGUAAUGUUUAUCAUUCAAACGUUAUUCUUCCUCAUUGGUGGCCUGGUUUCGCCUUCACCAAAUAGCUCUGAACAAAUUUUGAUGUCUCGAUGUGUGGACCUUUCGAAAGAUCUAUCCAAGUGGCUUUAUGUGAGGCAUUUUGAUCUGAAUUCUUCUGGCACUAAUUGUGCCGAAAUUUUGCCUGAUGGAGAUUUGGAUGAGGUAGCUCCUCCAAAUCUGGAUGGAAAUCAGCUGGUUUUUGUCGCCCAGUUCCCGCAUCCACGCGAUGGCUAUAAACUACGAAUGACCCGUUGGUUUCAGCAAAUUAUUGGAGUGCUCAUGUUGGACAUAAAACACAAAUUUGGCACUCAGACACUCGAAGAUAAUGCGAGAAUUACGUUCGACUUGCGACUUGGCUAUCGCAGUCACAAAGAUACGAAAGGGGCUUGGCAGGAAUUAGCUCGUUCACUGGAAACACGACCGCUUAAAUGUGUGAUUGAUCCAGAGGCCAAAAAGAAAGCGAAUCACUCACAUGCUCUGGAUGACGCUUAUUACUAUGAGUGUGAAAUACUGCCGCUAUUCACUCUCGCUAGUUGUCACUACGACGAGUAUUUACUCAACCUCCGGAUUCCAACAGAUGUUAAUAGCUCCCUGGCUCGUAGUGGGGCGAUGCUUCAGGACGUUUGGAUGGUGGAGAUCCACCAAAAUGGUGGGUUUACCAAGAUAUGGUUCGCCAUGAAGUCCUUCGUCUUUCCGUUCAGUUUGUUGGCACUGUACUUUUUUGUCUCUCGCGUCCGUGAGCUUCAGCGUCCGAUGACAGUACUGGAGAAAACGAUCACAGUUCUGGGCUCUGGUCUCAUCUUUCUUAAUUGCCCCGUUGAAUGGUUCUCAUUGAUAUGGAAUGCUCCGUUUUGGAUUGUCCUGAGUGACGUCCGACAAGGAUUUUUCUUCGCCGUUCUGGUUUGCUUCUGGUUAGUUUUCACGGGAGAACAUAUGAUGGAUGGGAUCCAGUCAGGGGGUCGCGUCUAUUGGCCUCGACUGUUGCUAGUAGCCGGGUCGUGCACAGCGCUGGGCAUAUUUGAACUGGCUGAACGUGGUGUUCAAAUUCGUAACCCCUUUUACAGCAUUUGGUCGCACCCCGCCGCAGCCAAACUUGGUAUUGCCAGUGUGGUCACUGGUGCCGUGUGCGCCUUCUGCUACUUGGCCUAUCUGGCAUUCGUGGUUGCCAGGGUACUGCUACAAAUACUAAGCAAGCGCCGGCUAUUGGUCGAUCUACCGACUGAGCAACGUCACUAUUACACAGGGGUUAUCUAUCGAUUCAGUGCCUUGUUAGGCUACACCCUUGUGUGUGCAGCUCUCACAGUAGCUUUCUUCAUAUUUAGCCGAGUUACCGAAGACCAAUGGAGCUGGGGCGAAAGGUCAAUUGAAUACAGCUCUGCUUUUAUCACGGGUGUAUACGGCAUGUGGAAUGUGUACGUUGUGGCUGUUCUUUGUCUCUAUGCCCCGUCGCACAAGUUUAAAAGUGACUCCGGCAGAGAGCUUUAUGAUCGCCUUGUGAGUACAACUUCGGGAACGUUCGAAGUAGCGCAGCGCUCGCAGGAAUCUUGUGGCCCUACAACAAGCCAAGCCGAAACAAUCCAACUUUGUCCGUUGGACGAAACAUCAAGUUCUCGUAAACCACGUCCGUCUUCAAAGACUGAAUCCAAAGGUCUGACUUUCCUACGCAAGACAGCGUUGGAGUAGGCGUUCUUCCCGGUGCACUCAAACAGUGGUGUUUUCUUCCUCAAUUAAGCAUGCGCAUUUCGUCGGAAUUUUAUUCAUUGAUCUCACUAACUACACCAUUAUUCGGCUUCAUUUUUGCUUGUUUAUAGACAAGUACAGCAGCAUUUUAUGCAUGUGCAUUUAUACAUUUUCUGCAUGAAUACCCCACACCUGUUCCACAUAAUUAACUUUAUUGAUUUGACUCCGGUUUUGCUGUAUUCGUUCUUUACAAUGAGAAUAAGUGGUCAGUCAUUUAAAUGUUCCUUUUGUCACACUUCUGGUCAAUAAACUUACAUUGAGUCGAA
Opisthorchis viverrini is the source of this 2146-nucleotide messenger RNA. RefSeq lists its product as hypothetical. The transcript is spliced from 6 exons. The coding region runs from base 45 to 1823 and encodes 592 amino acids. Gene Ontology annotation, molecular function: Wnt-protein binding. The record is from RefSeq and is a predicted model, not a curated record. NCBI's taxonomy places the organism in Eukaryota, Metazoa, Platyhelminthes, Trematoda, Opisthorchiida, Opisthorchiidae. Gene Ontology annotation, cellular component: organelle membrane; endomembrane system. Gene Ontology annotation, biological process: Wnt signaling pathway; intracellular protein transport; Wnt protein secretion.